AUGGAAUUGGUAGAUGUGCGGUAUUCUAAUUGCGGAAACAAACAAGGUAUCGAUCUGGUUGUUAUAUUUACUUUUAGUUUUGUAUUUGACAAGCAAAAAGAACUUGGUGCAAAUGCAGAAUCAUAUGGCAUUGAUAUAAUAGCUGUCCAAGAACACCGAUUUUACCACCCUGGCAACAUCCUCAAAUACCAUCAAGUCGGUUCUUAUCAACUUGUAACCUCCUCAGCAUCAAAGAAUACUGUUAAUUCAACAGUUGGAGGUAUCGGAUUUCUACUUUCAUCAAAAGCUAGUGAUACUCUCUUGAGUAUAGAGUCAAUCUCACCUAGAAUUAUGGUGCUUGAGAUAGAUGGAAACCUGAAAACAACAAUGGUAUGUGUGUAUAGCCCACAUAAUUCGUCUGUGGCAGACGAGAUUGAGAAUUUUUAUACAACCCUUCGUUCAACCAUUGAGCAAGUACCUCUCCAUAAUUUUCUAGUUAUAGCUGGUGAUCUGAAUGCUAGACUAGGACCCGAUGAGACCAAGUUUACUUUCAACUCUAAAACUAAUCGGAACGGAGAAAUGCUCAACGACUUCUUGGAGGAAUUUAAUCUCUACACCUCCAACAAUUCUUUUAUGAAAUCAAAAGGUCAACUUUGGACAUUUGAGUCCCCACUUGGUGAUAGGGCACAAAUUGACUACCUCAUCUUUCGAAAGAAAUAG
This is a messenger RNA of Octopus sinensis (East Asian common octopus), 699 nucleotides long. RefSeq lists its product as uncharacterized. The record is from RefSeq and is a predicted model, not a curated record. Bases 1 to 699 code for a protein of 232 amino acids. The transcript is spliced from 2 exons. NCBI's taxonomy places the organism in Eukaryota, Metazoa, Mollusca, Cephalopoda, Octopoda, Octopodidae.